AACAUUUGAUUUCUGUCACAACAGGAAGGAGGUGUUGAUAUAACUGCUAAUUCACUUCAUCCCGGAGCAAUUCCCACUAACCUUAUGCGCCAUCACAGUUUCAUUGAUGGUCUGGCCAGCUGGAUCGCAAAAUAUGUGCUUAAAAAUAUUCCACAGGGAGCGGCUACAACAUGCUAUGUUGCAUUGCAUCCACAGGUGAAGGGAGUGAGUGGCGAGUAUUUUGUCGACAGUAAUAUUGGUAAACCAAGUUCACUGGCCAGUGAUGCAGAGUUGGCGAAGAAAUUGUGGGAAUUCAGCUUGAGUUUGACAGUAUCCGAGUAGAUUCAUAUUCUGGGACCCUAUUUUAUAGUUUGAGUUUCAAAGAUGAAGAAAUAGUUAUUGUCGUCUUCUUUUGCCUUUUCUCUUCGCCUUGUGAAAAAAUAAUAUACUGAAUUCAGACUUUCGUUGUGGGCUUGAAAGAUGCUUCUCUUUUCUUCUCCUCCUGGAUGUAAAAAACUGUGUUAAAAGAGCAAGAUGUCUUAGGGAGGAUAUCUUGUCUCUGUUCAUAGAACAAGAAGAAAAAUUUGUUGCUUGAUGAGUUUUGGACCUUCUGGUGAUAAUACAGAAUAGAAAGUUGUUUGUAAA
This is a messenger RNA of Olea europaea var. sylvestris, 624 nucleotides long. RefSeq names its product short-chain dehydrogenase TIC 32, chloroplastic-like. The transcript is spliced from 3 exons. The coding region runs from base 85 to 321 and encodes 78 amino acids. The record is from RefSeq and is a predicted model, not a curated record. Lineage: Eukaryota; Viridiplantae; Streptophyta; Magnoliopsida; Lamiales; Oleaceae.